AUGGGGCUUACGCCACUAAAGCUACUAGCAGGGGCUUGCCCCUGUCAAGGCUCUCUCCCCAUCCCGUCUGAGCUUGCUGAGAUAAGUUCCGAUUAUUCCUAUCAUGUCAAAGUCAAAGUACCGAUGAUUUGUUCUGCCACGGCGGUUGUUCCGUUACGCAUGGAUGCACUAACCAUAAAACUAUACAGUCAUGCCACCAAAACUUAUGAUGUUUGGAGGCUGGGUUCAUUUCGGCUGAUGGACGUUACCUAUGAUUUGUUCCGCCACGGCGGUUGUUCCGUUACGCGUGAAUGCACGCAAAUAUCCUCCGCUAAACGGGGACGUUUUACAGGAAGUUGGGAGAUCAUGAUAAAUGACCCGGGCGCUUGCUGUACUGAAGCGUCUGCAGCCCCGAUUUCCGUCUCGCUCUCGUCCCCCACUGUGCCCCAAACGACUUCUCAAGUGUCAAACGCGUGUCAACUUGACCUCACAAGCGAGUACUUGCGGCAUUGGGAGCUCUCGCAGUCCCCGACGCUGCCACCUCCUGGGGCGGGUUUACCGAUGGAAAAGCCACGAACGACAAUAUACUCUGACGGACUCAACAUUCAUAAAGACUACUGGAUGAAAGGUAAACGAAACAUUUCAUCGCAUCUACGAAAUCUAUACCUGUACCCAGAGAACGGCUUGCUUCACCUCAAGACUGAGUGUGUCCUAGGUAUAUCUCUAUGGCAUCUGAAAAUACUACCAAACAUGUCGCCAACUGCUUGGAGUCGUCUGUCCUACCCCAGCUUCGCAAGCUACGACACCACACUAUUGGCAGCACAAACGGUCGAACUGGGUACGAAAGACCUCCCCCAAUACAGACAAGGGAAGCUCUACAACAUUGCCGCAAGCUGUCCUCGCUGCGAAUCUUGCGAUUCCCCGACGACGAUUCUCAAGUGCCGGACACUAAAACAGCCCAAGACUGCGAGACAUGAAGACGCAGCGGACUCAGAACCGGGUUCCCCCGCCAAUUCGCAGUUCACGAUAAGCCGUCCGCUGGUUGGCCUUGUCCGCUGGUUGGCCUUGUCCGCCAGCGCCCUGCCCUGGCCCUACUCUCCUCGGGCGGAGGAGAUUCGAGAACGUCGCGUAGAUCGCGUAGGUGAGCGCUUCGAUGUUGGGCAGAGAGGAUGUUGGCGGGCUUCGGGGAUACUGGGGCGUAGGCUGUUUGCGGCGGGUAGAAUCGGUGAAGGUGAAUACGCCAAUCGUGGAGAGGUGGAAAGGCUGUUUAUGCUGAAAAGAAGCUCAUCGGUGACUGUGUUGCAUUUGGGCUCGGCCGUCGCAUGUUGCUAUAUCGCGACUAGGUGGCUGCCGCUGCCUCUGAUGGACGGGAGCGCGGUGGCCUGCGGCCACUGGCAGACGGGUUAUAAUGCUGUUGUUUUGGGGUUUUCCAAACGAGCAGGUAUGAGCCUUCCUUUUCGGAAGCUUGGAUGAGGAAAAUUUAGCAAUAACAAAGGAAGAAUAGCGAUAUAGACAAACAAAUCUCCUGUGCCGCCGACAAUGUUCAUACGGAGCACCGCGUCGGUCAG
Lindgomyces ingoldianus is the source of this 1547-nucleotide messenger RNA. RefSeq lists its product as uncharacterized. NCBI's taxonomy places the organism in Eukaryota, Fungi, Ascomycota, Dothideomycetes, Pleosporales, Lindgomycetaceae. The record is from RefSeq and is a predicted model, not a curated record. The coding region runs from base 1 to 1452 and encodes 483 amino acids. The transcript is spliced from 13 exons.